GUCAAAAACGCUGAAAUUUCUGAUAAGGGUCGUUAGAAAAAAAUAAAAUAAAAAAUCAAGCCCCACAACCAUCAUUAUAAACCAAGUGAAUUCCUCAUCCCCUACUCAUUAUCCACCAGAUUUCUUUUUCUUUUUACCAAAAAAAACUUCCUUUUUCAGUCUUCAUCUUCAACCUUAAGCUUCAAAAAUCCAUGGAUCUUCUGAAAUCUCUCAACAAAGCCACCAGUGGUGGAAAUGACUCAGAGAACCAUGCACAAGGCCACCACCAACAAAAACAACAAUCCAGCAACAGUGAGCUUCUCUCCAGCGCAAAGCUGAUGGCGGAGGCUGCAAAAUCCUCCUACGGUGGUGAGUCCGACAAGGUGGACAAAGCCAAGGUCGCCGCUGCCGGAGCAGACCUUCUAGAUGCAGCGUCUAAGUACGGGAAGCUGGAGGAGAAAAGCUUCGGGAAAUACGUGGAAAAGGCGGAGGAAUAUCUCCACAAUUACCACAAUACCCAUUCCUCCACCACUACUGGCGGUGGUGUACCUAGACAUGGCCACUCUGACUCGGCCCCACAAACUGGGCAUACGACACACUCAGCUCCGUCGCAUGAAGGUGGUGGUGGUGGUGGUGGUCAUCCUGACAGUGGUGACGGUGAUUCUGGGAAUAAGUAUGGGGAAUACUUUAAGGCAGCAGAGGGUUUCUUGAAGAAACACUGAUAUUAUUUAGCUUUUAAGGAAGUAAAAAACAAAAUAUAUAUAUAUAUAUAUAUAUCUAGGGGUAUCCUUAGCUUUUAAUUCUGUGUAUUAAUUUAAUGGCUACUUCUGUAUUUCUGUAUCUCUUUUUGAGGUAUUAAAUAAGGGUAUCCUUAGCUUUUAAUUCUGUGUAUUAAUUUAAUGGCUACUUCUGUAUUUCUGUA
Messenger RNA from Ziziphus jujuba (common jujube), 901 nucleotides. RefSeq names its product nodulin-related protein 1. Lineage: Eukaryota; Viridiplantae; Streptophyta; Magnoliopsida; Rosales; Rhamnaceae. The transcript has a single exon. The coding region runs from base 192 to 701 and encodes 169 amino acids. The record is from RefSeq and is a predicted model, not a curated record. Gene Ontology annotation, biological process: response to heat; regulation of abscisic acid biosynthetic process.